Molecule: messenger RNA, 1173 nt
Organism: Triticum aestivum (bread wheat)
Lineage: Eukaryota; Viridiplantae; Streptophyta; Magnoliopsida; Poales; Poaceae
Product: chaperone protein DnaJ
Exons: 3
Coding region: 203-862 (219 amino acids)
Source: RefSeq, a predicted model, not a curated record
CCCACAGUACUACAGAAAGAGAGUUACAGGCACGACACCGGCCCACCUCGUCCGCUCGUCAACGUUCCUUCGUACGCCACCUUACGCCCCUCCUGCUCUCCGCCUCGCCUUCGCGCGCCUCCGGUCAGCUGCCGACAGCGUCCCGACGACAAACUCGACAGCGACCGUACGUAAAAGGAGGUUGUGGUACGGUACCGGCGCCAUGGCCGACCACCGGCAACUUAGCGCCGCCGACGUCGACCUCUACGGCGUCCUGGGGCUCAAGAAGGAGUGCUCCGACGCCGACCUCAGGCUCGCCUACCGGAGGCUCGCCAUGACAUGGCAUCCGGACCGGUGCUCGGCGUCCGGCACCUCGGCGCGCGUCCAGGAGGCCAAGGAGCGCUUCCAGGAGAUCCAGAGCGCAUAUUCGUCGCAGGUGUCGGGGAUGGGCGACUUCUUCGGGGAGAUGGCCGAGAUGAUGAGCCAGGCCACGCCAACCGAUAGCUUCGAGGAGCUGCAGCAGCUGUUCGUGGACAUGUUCCAGGCCGACCUCCUCGCCGGCGGGUUCGCGUGCGGGUUGGGCGGUGCGCCUCCUAUGGGCCGCCGGGUGCAGGCCCCGAGUCCAUCCUGUACCUCUGGACCUACGUUUGCGCAGGCACGGCCAUCAUGUACCAGCCGUGCCAACAAGCGGUGUUCAUCGGCGAUGGGAUCGCCAGGGGCCUGUCGUCCAGGGUCCGGCCCCGGCCUUUCAGUGUCAAGCUCCAAGGGAAGUGAUUGGAGGCGAGGAGAGGAGGCGCCGUGGACGACGACGCAGGAUGACGCGAGCGUCGGCGGCAGGACGAAGAAAAAGAGGCUGUCGACGGGCCACGGCGAGUCGUGCUAGGAGGAAGACGGAGAUGUCGGCGCGCCCGCGGCAGCGUUGAUGUGCGCCACGCCGUGAGCAAACCUUCCGUGACGGGGGAUAAUGCGUUGCAGCUAGAAAUCUCUGCGGAUCUGACUCACAGUCAGCAAGCUAGUUUUGGAAGACGAUGCGCAAACUUUUCAAUUAGUUUCUUCGUUUAUUCUCUUGAUCGAUUCUCUUGCGUAGCACUUGUAGCUAAGUUAUAAUGUUAUUAGUACCACUUUUGUUUGUUGUGGCCGGCAUGAGUUUUGCACAAUUUUUAAGCAUGAGUUUUGCACAAUUUUUGCACAAUU